Messenger RNA from Salpingoeca rosetta, 477 nucleotides. RefSeq lists its product as uncharacterized. Lineage: Eukaryota; Choanoflagellata; Craspedida; Salpingoecidae. The transcript is spliced from 2 exons. The record is from RefSeq and is a predicted model, not a curated record. Bases 1 to 477 code for a protein of 158 amino acids.
AUGCUGCUCCCCCUGAACAAGCACAAGAGCAAGGCCAGCCCUGGCAACACGCGUGGGAGGUACCAGCCCAUCUGCGCCCCGGGCACCCUCGCGGGCAGAGCCGCCACUUGGACGCCCAGCAGUUCCGAGAGAGCGCCACGGCACAUGGCAGUCGAGGCAAGAUUGCCUUCUUCGAUCUUUCUGAUGACGAAGACGGCUCAGUUCGUGCUCCUGCUGGACAGCCCUUCCAAGACGCCGCCACCCUCUUCUCUUCGUCAACUUCCAAGAGCUCCAGCUCACAGUCGGCGUUUCAGCCCCAGCCCUUUCAUCCCGGCCACCUUGAAACGCACAGGGCACGUUUGCCUCGCCCAGCACACACCGGCUCAUCAGCCCGCGAUGCGCGGCGCCACCCCUCCCUACAUGUUGCUGGCAUCCAGCUCCACCAUCAGAAUCAGCACUAUCGGUACCAAGCACAACCUUCGUCCCACCUGCUCAUGA